GGAAAGAAAUGGAAGGAGCAUCCAAAGAAGACCCAAAGGAGAUGGUGAUGAGCUCUCCUUCAAGGCUCUUUAAGAGAAAAAAGUGGACAAAGUUUGAUAAAAACGUUGCCUUUUACUUUCUUCUUUUACAUCUACUUAGUAUUUUGGCACCAUUAUUCUAUUUUAGUUGGGGUUGUUUGUUGCUUUCCUUGGGAUUAGCCAAUCUAACCGGGAUGGCAAUUAGUGUUUCGUAUCAUAGAAAUCUUGCACAUCGAAGCUUCAAACUUCCAAAAUGGCUCGAGUAUUCUCUUGCUUAUAUUGCAGCUCAUGCAAUUCAGGGUGAUCCAAUUGAUUGGGUGAGCACACACAGAUGUCACCAUCGAUUUGUUGAUUCAGAACGAGAUCCACAUAGUCCUAUUUAUGGAUUUUGGUUCAGCCAAAUGACGUGGUUUUUUGAUUCGUAUAACUUGACGAGAAAAGUUUGUCCAAACUAUUUUAAUAAUUAUCAAAAGGUGGAGAGAAACAUCUUCAUGUUUUACAUGAAACAUGGAUAUCCAGACAAUGUGACAGAUUUGGAGAAACAAAAGUUCUAUAGGUUUAUACAUAAAACAUAUUGGCUUCAUCCACUUGCUCUUUCACUCUUGCUCUAUGCACUUGGAGGACUCCCUUUCAUCAUUUGGGGAGUGUGCGUGAGGUUCGUACUGAGCUUGCAUUUCACAUCUAUGAUAAAUUCAGUAUGUCAUAUUUGGGGAAACCAACCAUGGAACACUGGGGAUUUAUCUAAGAACAAUUGGAUUGUUGCUAUAUUUACCUUUGGAGAAGGAUGGCACAAUAACCACCAUGCUUUUGAGUAUUCAGCACGACAUGGUCAUGAAUGGUGGCAAAUUGAUAAUGGUUGGUAUAUUAUCAAGUUCCUUCAAGUCAUUGGAUUAGCCACCAAUGUUAAAUUACCUUCUGAAAAGCAAAAAAUGGCUGCUUUAAACAAAUCAAAACCCACCUUUCUUAGGCCUAUGAUUGAUUGAGAUUCAUGUGAUAUUUAACAUUUCCCUCAUUUGAGAAUCUGUUUCUAUAGAUAAUGAAUGUUCACGAUCUUAUUAUAUGGUAGGGUUUUUAUGUAACCCUCUUUCAAUCAUGUAUUUAGCUUCUCAUCCAUCUUAUAAAAGAUAAUCGUUAAA
Cucumis sativus (cucumber) is the source of this 1154-nucleotide messenger RNA. RefSeq names its product palmitoyl-monogalactosyldiacylglycerol delta-7 desaturase, chloroplastic. The record is from RefSeq and is a predicted model, not a curated record. The transcript has 4 exons. Bases 9 to 1001 code for a protein of 330 amino acids. Gene Ontology annotation, molecular function: oxidoreductase activity, acting on paired donors, with oxidation of a pair of donors resulting in the reduction of molecular oxygen to two molecules of water. Gene Ontology annotation, cellular component: endoplasmic reticulum membrane. Lineage: Eukaryota; Viridiplantae; Streptophyta; Magnoliopsida; Cucurbitales; Cucurbitaceae. Gene Ontology annotation, biological process: lipid metabolic process.